AUGAGCGCGCGCAUGCAGGUCCCGCUGUCGCAACGGCGCCACACAAACGUUGCUGCAGUGCGAUAUACAAAAAAUGGUCAUAAGCUGGAAAUUGCCUGUUACAAAAACAAGGUGAUAUCGUACCGUAAUGGGGUUGAAACGCGGUUAGAUGAAGUUCUUCAGAUCGACCGCGUUUUUACCAAUAUUUCACGUGGUCUCUUCGCUUCUGAAAAAGAUAUCCAAGCGGUGUUUGGCAAAGGAACCACGGAAGAGGAUGCACUCAAGUACAUCCUCGUCCAUGGCGAACUUCAGGUGGCGCAACACGAACGUGAAGUUGAAGUGAAUCAAAUGUUCACAGAUAUAGCACUGAUCAUAUCGCAGAAGUGCGUGAAUGAAGUUACACAGCGGCCCUUCCCCGCACAGGUCAUUGAGCAGGCUCUGCGCUCCAUAGGUGCCGCAGUGAGGUUGGAUCAACCGGCGAAAAAACAAGCACUUGCGCUCAUUCAUAGGCUUAUGGACGCACAGAUCAUACCGAUCGCACGAGCUCCAAUGAAACUCCGGUGCACAACAGUGGACGAGCAAUCUCUGAAGAAGGUGACGGAAUGGUGUGAAAGCAAUAGAGCGACCAUACUUGAGGAACCGGGGGAGACCUGCCAAGAUGAAACGGUUCAUGGAGCGGGGAAAUAUUCUCUGCUCAUCCUCUUACAGCCACAUCUUUUUCGAGAUCUUGAAAUUUUUGUCAAGGACGAGUUACCACAUGGUGCGACGGUGCACAUGAUAGACAGUGUGGCGAUGGAUGUAGGUGAAGUGGAUGUGAUGGAUGCAGAUUUGAUAGCUCGGGCUAACGCUCACACGAACGCUGCUGAUAAGUCGGUAGGUGGCGGAGGCGGUAGCCAUCAAACCGGUAGCAGCAGUAAUCCCACACAAUGUCUGAACAACAACAACAAAGGAGGAAAGAAAGGGGGAAAGAGUGGCCGGAAGCAGAAGAACGCAAAAUAUUCACUCCAGAAGAAUGAUGACACACCACAGGAAGAACAAGGCACGCCACUCACAGCUGAUUUGUCAUCGACAGGGCCGGGGGUUGUGGAUGAUAAGGAGAUCUCCGAUGUGAAGACGGCGCUAAGCAAACUGGGUCUUGAUAAUCCUUGCGCGCUGGAUGACCACGACGAUGACGACAAGAACAAACGGGGGAAAAAGAAAGCCAAACGGCGCCAGGGAGCUCAGCAGCAGUCACAACAACCCGCAUCAUCAAAGAAGGAGGUUGAGGUGGAGGCCCAGGAGGAUAGUGACGAAGAGGUUCUAGUUAACCGCAAGCAGCGCAAAAUGGCCGCAGUUAAGGCUAAAGACAUAAGCAAUAAUCACGACUGCGACUUCGAUGACGAGUACAACUAUGAGUACGAUAUGGAGGAAGGGGUAGGAGAGGAGUGA
Molecule: messenger RNA, 1407 nt
Organism: Trypanosoma brucei brucei TREU927
Lineage: Eukaryota; Euglenozoa; Kinetoplastea; Trypanosomatida; Trypanosomatidae
Exons: 1
Coding region: 1-1407 (468 amino acids)
Biological process (GO): ribosome biogenesis
Source: RefSeq, a predicted model, not a curated record